CAUUGUGAUUGGAAACAUGGCAGCCCCAUCUCAGUACGUCCUCCCCAAUGACCUUCCCAUUGCUUUACUUGAUUGUGAAGAGGCCUUCUCUCUUCUGUCAACAGAGGAGAAGCUUUACACCCAUUUUUUGUCAAGAGCGUCAUUUUAUGGUGGAUUAAUAGUUCUGUUCCAAACGUCUCCUGAAUCUCCAGCCAUAUACAUCCUGCUUAACAGGCUCUUCAGGGCACAAGAGCCCUGUGUGUUGCAGAAAGUGGCCCAGUGCCAGGGGAUGACUGAUGAGGAGUACCAGGCCCUGUUAGUUUACACUGCUGGGUUCUUUGCGAACAUGGGAAACUACAAAUCCUUUGGGGAUACAAAGUUUGUUCCUAAUGUUUCUAAGGAGAAACUGGAGAAUCUGCUGCAUGCAAGUGAAGCAUUUACUAAGGAUCCAGAGGGAGUGGAGGCACUAUGGAAAAUGGUUGAAGACCGCAUGUACUCACUUGAGCCACGAGAGAGGCAGCUGGGACUAGGGGACCAUGGGAUAAGCACUUAUUUUUCUGCAAAUUGUACUUUGGAAGAUGCCAAACUGGUACAGAAGUUCCUUGACUCAAAGAGUCUUAGUGCCUACAACACUCGACUGUUUAAAACUCAGGAUAAAGGUGACAAAGCCAAGUAUGAAGUUCGACUGGCCUCUGUCAGCAAAGGAGGAUCUGCUGAUGCUACUUCUGAUCUCUCAAAUCUCUUGGGCCAAUUUGAAUUUGAAGGUCAUGCAAUUGAAGUUACAAGGGGAGAUUAUUCUCCUUUACUUCUCAGGGUGAGGGAAAACCUGGAAAAGGCAAAGGUUUAUGCUUCCAAUGAAAACCAAAGGAAAAUGCUGGACGCGUAUGGGCUCAGCUUUCAGGAAGGGUCUAUCCAAACUCACAAAGAGGGCUCUAAAUACUGGGUUCAGGACAAAGGACCAAUAGUUGAGAGUUACAUUGGAUUCAUUGAAAGUUAUAGAGACCCAUUUGGUUCCCGUGGAGAAUUUGAAGGUUUUGUGGCAGUGGUUAACAAGUUAGUGAGUGCUCGCUUUGCUCAGCUAGUCUCCGCUGCAGAGCGGCUCAUAGCAUCACUCCCAUGGCCAUCUACUUAUGAGAAGGACACUUUCCUCCGUCCAGACUUCACCUCUUUGGAUGUAGUAACAUUUAGUGGCAGUGGCAUUCCUGCUGGAAUUAACAUCCCAAACUAUGAUGAUAUCAGACAGAGCAUUGGAUUUAAGAAUGUGUCAUUGGGAAAUGUUUUAUCAGUUGGUUCUGCAACUGAACGUGAUAAGCUAACAUUCUUAUCUGAAGAAGACAAGGAUGUUUUUAUAAAGUAUCGCGGUCCAUCUUUUGAGGUUCAGGUUGGUCUGCACGAGUUAUUAGGACAUGGCAGUGGAAAGCUUUUUGUUCAGGAUGAAAAAGGAACAUUAAAUUUUGACAAAGAGAAUGUUAUUAACCCAGAGAGUGGAGAGCAGGUGAAAAGUUGGUAUAAGCCUGGUGAAACUUGGGACAGUAAAUUCUCUACAAUAGCCUCUUCCUUCGAGGAAUGCAGAGCGGAGUGUGUGGGGCUGUAUCUGAGCAUCAAUGAAGAGGUGUUGCGGAUAUUUGGCCAUGAAUCUCAUGAAGCCCAGGAUGUUUUGUAUGUGAAUUGGUUAAAUAUGGUCCGGGCCGGGUUAUUGGGACUGGAAUACUAUACACCAGAGACUGGCAAAUGGAGACAAGCUCAUAUGCAAGCUCGCUUUGUCAUUCUCUGUGUCCUCCUGGAUGCUGGAGAGAACUUUGUCACCAUCACACAAAAAGCCGGCGCUGACGGCCGCCCGGAUGCACAAGUGUCCCUAGACAGGAGUAAAAUUAUUAGCGUGGGUCAACUAGCCAUGCAUCGUUUCCUGCAGCGCUUACAGGUAUAUAAAUCUACAGCAGAUGUAGACCGUGCCCGUGAAAUGUAUGAUGGUUAUUCUAAAGUUACUGAUGAGGAACCUUACAAGUUUCUCACCCUGCGUGACAUUGUAAUACUGAGAAAAGAGGAGCGCAAGUUGUUUGUACAGAUAAACACUCAAAUGACAGGGGAUAAUGUGGAAGUUCUGCAUUAUGACAGCAGUCCCACUGGACUUAUACUCUCUGUGCUGAAAAGAUUUUGCAAUGAUGAGGAGGAACUGGAAAAGAAAAUGCUGGAACUGAGCUGUGCAGAUGCCUUCUAUUGGGAAAAACAGAACAGCAGAUGAAUAGCAGGAAAACCAGUCAGAAUACUGUAGGACUGUGCUCUGAAAAUGAAGCACUAUUGUGCACAUUCACAGCAAAUAUUGGGGCAAUAAGUCCUUAAAGGGUAACUGUCAUAUUUUUUAUUUAUUUGCUAGUUUAUUAGAGCUAGGCAUGUAUACCUGAGUUAAUCUGUCAAUGAUUGUCAAAAGAUCUGUAAUUACUUUAUAAUAACAGCUUUAAU
Molecule: messenger RNA, 2439 nt
Organism: Bufo bufo (common toad)
Lineage: Eukaryota; Metazoa; Chordata; Amphibia; Anura; Bufonidae
Gene: DPP3
Product: dipeptidyl peptidase 3
Exons: 17
Coding region: 17-2221 (734 amino acids)
Biological process (GO): proteolysis
Cellular component (GO): cytoplasm
Molecular function (GO): dipeptidyl-peptidase activity; metalloexopeptidase activity
Source: RefSeq, a predicted model, not a curated record